Dromaius novaehollandiae (emu) is the source of this 9984-nucleotide messenger RNA. RefSeq names its product ETS transcription factor ELK4 (gene ELK4). NCBI's taxonomy places the organism in Eukaryota, Metazoa, Chordata, Aves, Casuariiformes, Dromaiidae. Gene Ontology annotation, molecular function: DNA-binding transcription factor activity, RNA polymerase II-specific; sequence-specific DNA binding. The record is from RefSeq and is a predicted model, not a curated record. The coding region runs from base 298 to 1644 and encodes 448 amino acids. Gene Ontology annotation, cellular component: nucleus. The transcript is spliced from 5 exons. Gene Ontology annotation, biological process: regulation of transcription by RNA polymerase II; cell differentiation.
GCUGAUUGGCCGCGCCGCGCGGGCACCGCGCGCCCCUGCGGGGCCGUGGGCGGAAGUGUGGCGUACGGCGGCCGGGGAGCCUCCCGCGGCGGAGGGACUGGCGCUCCGCGUCCCGCCAUGUAACGCGCCGCCGCCUCCGCGCCGCUGCCCUUCGCUGCUCGCCCGGCGAUGGGGGCCCGCCGCGGGGGCGCCCGGCCAUGAAGGGCGGCGGGGGAGCCGCUCCCAGCACCUGCCCGCCGCGCGCCGACCGCCACCGCGACGCUGGGGCACCGGCGGGGCUCCUGCUAGCUUACUGCUAUGGACAGUGCUAUCACCCUGUGGCAGUUCCUCCUCCAGCUCCUCCAAGAGCCUCAGAACAAGAAUAUCAUCUGUUGGACCUCCAACGACGGGGAGUUCAAACUGCUGCAGGCAGAGGAGGUGGCCAGGCUCUGGGGAAUCCGCAAGAACAAGCCCAGUAUGAACUAUGAUAAACUCAGCCGUGCUCUCAGAUACUAUUACGUGAAGAAUAUCAUUAAAAAAGUGAAUGGUAAGAAGUUUGUGUACAAGUUUGUUUCCUAUCCGGAGAUUUUAAAUAUGGAUCCACUCGUGGUGGGCCGAAUAGAAGGAGAUCCUGAAAUGGCUGGUUUUGCAGAAGUUAGCAGUGCUCCAAAGGACAUGGAAAACUGUGGGAAGGAGAAGUCUCAGUCAUGUGGUAAAUCCUCCAGCCGCAAUGACUAUAUCCACUCAGGCUUGUACUCCUCUUUUACUCUGAACUCCCUGAACUCUUCCAGUGUAAAACUCUUCAGGUCCAUCAAGAUCGAGAAUCCAGCUGAGAAACUGACAGAGAAGAAACCUGCUCAGGAUCUGACACCAUCUGUCAUCAAGUUUGUAACCAUGCCCUCUAAAAAGCCUUCGUCUGUCCCCCUGGUCUCUGCCACUUCAACAGUCUCCGUCACUUCAACUGCUUCUGCCACUUCAGCUGCAUCCUCUCUUCCAGUGGCAUCAGAAGAAACUCUCCAGACCUUGGAGACUCUUGUUUUACCCAAGUUAACUGCCCCCGAAGCUCCAGCACCUUUGCCAAACUUAACCACCAGCUUCACCCCAACUCCACCUGUAUCCUCAGUUUCUCCCACUCUGCAAGUUCCCUCUACACCUCCUUCGCCACCCUUGAGCUCUAAUCCUGACCUGGACAUUGACACGGACAUAGAGUCAGUGACUUCUCAACAGCUAGAGCAGGCUCAGAGCCUUCAGCAUCAAUCCCCAGAGCCCAAAGAGCAGGAUUCAUCUGUGCUGGAGAAGGAAUUUGCCAAUCACCUCUCCAGAUCUAAAAAACCCAAAGGGCUAGAGUUGGCUCCCACUCUGGUCAUUACAGGCAGUGAUCCAAGUCCACUGGGGAUACUGAGCCCUUCUCUCCCAACUGCUUCUCUUACUCCAGCACUUUUCUCUCAGACUCCCAUCUUGCUGACCCCCAGCCCCUUGCUCUCCAGUAUUCACUUCUGGAGUACGCUAAGUCCGGUUGCUCCUCUCAGUCCUGCAAGGUUGCAAGGUGCUAAUACGCUCUUUCAGUUUCCAUCAGUGCUGAACAGUCACGGGCCAUUUACUCUGUCUGGACUGGAUGGACCCUCUACCCCUGGCCCAUUUUCCCCUGAUCUACAGAAGACAUAGCACAUGAACUCAUGGAAAGGACAUAUUGGCGAGCAAGGGAAAGAUAUGACACUUAUAUUUAACCAUGUUUUUUAAAUGAGCAAUUUAUAAUUCCACAGAGAUUAUCAACAGUCAUAGUUUCUGCCAUUCCCAAUUAAAAUGCCUUUUUUUGCAAAAUUCCCUUUUUUGAAGACCCAAAUCGGGAAUGUAUAUGCAAACGCCUUAAUAGGAGCCGAAGCUCCGGUCUCUUCUCUUCCCUCCUUGGUUUGGAAGACUUCACUAUGGGUAAAGGGAGUUUCAGUGUGUGUUGCAGAAGCUGAGUCUGCACUGAUUGCAGUAAACGGUAUCAGAGAAGUCUUUUCUCUUUGACUCUUGGAAACCCUCUGUUCUUCUGCUUCCUGUGCUUGGCAAGAAGAAAUCUAAUCGUGAUUGAAGCUGGCAUUCCAGGAAAUGCUAGGGAAAGGGGGGUGCGCACGCGGCUUUGCCUUGGGGCCUGAUAACUUCUGCAGCAACAAAACAGCUCGCGUCUUAUCUGCUGUAAAAACAUCUUCUCUUUUUGCAGGGAGCAAUUUUCAAGGAAUACUCAAUGACGGUGUUAUUGAGAUACAGACAAUUUUUGAAUGGCAUUGUCUACAAACAGUUCAGCCUCUCUGAGAAGUGGGCUGGUUAGCUUCUGGAUGCUUCCCUGCCCUCCCUUCGGUGAGGAGGCAAGGCCUGGAGACAAAUGAAUGGUGGGGUUAGUUCCUUUCAGUUCUCAGAUUGUUUGAAUGCUAAAGUCCAAACAUUUCUUUUGCCAGAAAUCUGUUAUAAAGCCUGUAAUUUGACUGCUAGAAAAUUAGCAGAAUGAUGGAUUUUACAUGAGGUUUUGAGGGUGCAUCUGUACUUUGUGAGGUUGCUGCCUGAUGCUAGAGCUUCAGACCCAAGCAGUGGGUGAGAACACUAACGUCUGAGCAUUAACGUUACUGCUCUUUUCCCACAGUUGAGACACUUGAAGUGGAAAAGCUCCUUUUCUCCCAGCUCUUAUCUCAAGUUUUGCUUUAAACCUAUUGCUUUUUUUAUUUGAGGAAGAACUGAGACCCAGAAAAAGUUAGGCUUAGUGUGUACAGGUAGUUGAGAGGUGUCACACUAUAUCAACCUUACUGUAAAUUUAUGCUUGCUUAUUUUUCUUGGUGGCUUUGUGUGUAUGGAUUAGUACAAGAUUAGUUUCCAGAGCCAUUUGAAACACUGAUGAAAUUAAAUUUGUAGAUAGAUUUUAGAACCUCAGGAGGCCUUUUAAGAGAACUGAGGAAUGAAAGAAAGAGAUUCUCCUUUCUCAGCCCCUCGGAGACUGGAUGUCUCGGUCUGUUGGCACUGGGCCAUGUGCCCUUCCACUUUGGCCAUCUGCUGUCAGGCAGCAACUUCUGUUUGCUCCUCACAUAUGUACAUUGAGUUGGUGAUGCAAGAUAAUCUUCGGCAUAAAAUGUCCACUAGAAAACAGAGACCAUCUCUUUGCUUUGACAUCCUCGCUGGCUGUCUUAGACUGAAGUUUUAAUGAGCAGAGAAAGAUUGUACCUCUAGAGCAAGAGAAGCUGGUGGUGUCCUUUUACGUAGUACACCUGUCUCAUGGAUCAGUGGUGAACUCAGCUUUCGCCGGUUUUCCCUUCGCCACUUCUGCAGACUCUGAACUCGCUUUAAUGCGUACGUAUGACAAUACCCUCGACUUAACUUCCUGCAGUGACGUUAUCUUUCUAUAUUCUAGCAUUGAAGUGUACAAACCACUUAGUAAGUUUCUGAUAUAAUACCCUGGGUAGCUGGGGGUAAUGGUGUUGCUUUGCGGGCACUGUUCAUGCAGAAAGUCCCCUGUCCAGCGGGAGGUUGGAGAAAAGAAUAUGCCUGUCUUUAGGUGGAGAUAGCAGGGAGUUAGCUGAUGUAGUGAACUGUCUUCCUGUGAGGUUACGUCAGAGGCAUGAUACUGCUGCACACUUUAGACAUCAGCAGAUAGAGGAUAAAGUUCCUGUGCCGGUGACUCUUAAAAUGACAAUGUGCAAUAUUGACUCUUUUUUUUUUUUAAUGCAGAAAGAAAGCUGCAGAUCGUGAUUAAGAGCAGGCAUCUGGAAUUUUCUGGUUUGCAUGAUGGUUUAUGAGUCUGCUCUAGAAAAUAUAUAUAGCUAUAUAUAAAUAGCAGCACUUUUCAAUGAUUGUAUUAGGUUGGCCAAUUUUAUACCCACUGAGUGUGUGGACCUGACAGCAACAUUGCAGACUAGGAUGAGAAUUAAAAAAUAAUUAAUGAGCACUAAAGACUUGCAAUUAAAGACUUGCAAUUUAAUUGCUUCCCCUUCCUUGUCCCCUAUGGAGAAAAGCCAAGUUUAUUUGUUUAAAAGUUGUGUGUGUGCACACAUGCACUUAAUUUUUUGUAGACUGUAUCACUUUGAGUAUAGGUAUGCAAGAGAACCAAAUGCUAAUGUAGCUUUGUCAAUUUUGCUUGGCCUAGUGUCAUGCUCUUCUCCAAACAGUUUCGUAAGAUUGCACUGCCGUAGGUGCUGGGUGAGAUAGAUACACAUUCACCUUUUCUUUGGGAAUACCUUCUUCAGAGAAAAUUAGUAUGAAAAUGCAGCCUGUAUGUGUUGUUUUCAAUCUGGUAAUGUCCAACUUCCUGACAGGUAGCACUGAGAAGAUGAUUAUUUUUGCUUCUUAAGCACGUGCCUAGGAAAAUAAAAGUCCCAUAUAGGAUUAUAAUCUCAGGAGGCAGUUGGCAAAGCAAGUUGAAAGGGUAAGUGAGGUGAGGUGGGAGAGGAGAUGCUUGCUCACCUUUUCUCCAUUGUAACUUUCAGAUUACUUAAGGUAGUACUGUCUUGUGUAGUGUAUGCUGUCUCAUUAAACACACAUUUCCGAACCAGUAUAGAACUGCCAGCUUUUUUGAAUUGGCACGUUUCUGACAGAGCACAGUGUUGCUGUGACUUCCUUGGAGCUUGGUUACAUGAAUCGCUGGUACGCUACCAGCUCACUUCUGGAGUAUUUUGCAGCUUGUUGCAGCUUGUUUUUAAUAGUGUAGGGAAGGUGGGGGUUAAUACAGACUCUCUUUUAGUUACCGUAUUAGCUAUUUGUAGUAAGGGUAUAAUACCAUGUUGGUUUAAAAAAAUUAAUAGCGCAGCAUUACCAAAACAUUUCAUUACAUUAAAGUUCAUGUUGCUGAAGUAGCCAUGGUAUUCUUGAAUGCUUGAUAGUUUUUGCAUUGCGAUGGUUAAUUCAUAGAUGAUAGUAGAAUUAGAGGGGAUGAGCAUGGAAGCCGAACAUCUGUCUUGCUUCUGGAAGUCUCUUUUCCCUGUCACUGCUGCUUUGUAACAGUAUUGCAGAGUUGAAAAGCUUGUGCUGCUGCUGUUGUCUGUGCCAUGUCUGGCUUUUUUGAGGACCUGAACUGCAGCAUGCUGCUAGCAACACGUGCUGCUAGCAAAGGCAGUCCAUGGAAAGAAGAAAUGUGUUAAUAAUUCCCUGUGGUUAUAGAACCAUACUUGUUUUGCCUCUGCCUGUUUUCAGAGAAUGUAAUCCUAGUGAAGAGGAUGAUGGGAGGAAAGUGUUUUCCUUAGAAGUAGCUUAAGUCCAGAUCCUUGUUUCAGAAGACUGGUCUUCAGCAGUGUCUGCUGAAUGUUAUUCCUAUGCACUGUCUUUGGCACACUGAAGUUGCAUUUUGCAAUAGAUCAGGAAGUAAUGAAAUUCCUUGAAUUUGAGAAUUCAUCCUAUUUACUUAAUGUCCAAAGGCUUCAGUAUCCAUGCAGUUGUUGGCAUAAUGGAGUGUGCAUUAUAUUAUGAAAGGCUUUGGCUAUUCAGUGGUUUGUCUAGGAUAACUUCACCUUUUGAUAUGCUUUCAACCUCAGAUAUCUAGCAAAUAGAUUGUUUUUGUUUCUUAUAGUGUUCAUUUUAGCCCCGUGAAGGCUGCUUAUGUGUGUAUCUUCCUUUACACAGCUUUUAAUAAUGCAGUCGUUGUUUAACGUAGGAAGACUCCCUCAUGAUUUCAACCUUCAUGCAAGAACUUCUGCAAAUUGAGAUCGGAUAAAAGAACCAGACUAUCACAUUGAUACAAUUUCUCAGGUGAACUGAAAUGCAGAGUUCUGAUCCACUUCUGUAGCAUUUUUCUAGUGCUGCGUUCAGAAGCCUACAGUUCUGACAGUCUACUGGCUAUCCAUGUUUUAUUCAUAUACCUUUUUAGUUACUUUUUUGCUACUGUUUUAUAGCAUUUUUUGUAUGUACUCAUGUUUUACUAUACAAUUUAACCUCUUCCUUUUUUAAUGCAUACUUGUUUACAAGACACAUCUCAGUGUUGUAUCAAGAGGCUAUCUUGGUAUUGUCAGCUAUGAAAUAAACUACAUCAGUAGUUAAGGAACAUUGUCAAAGUUGACAGAUAUUUUAAAACUUGAUGUUUGGGUUUUGGGUGUCCACAAGAAUUCUGUUCUGUUUUGUUCCUUAGUUCUCCUGUGUAAGAAAUGUACAUACCUUCUGGCCUCUAAGGUCUUCGGUAUGGAUAGUUUAUUUUGUCUUAAUAAUUAUGGAGCAUGGUAUUGCAAACAAACAGCCUGAGCCCCACAGGAUCUUGUACUCAGCAGACAAGUUGAUAAUCCAUUAGAAUUGCAGUCACGUCAUUUACAAGCUGAAUUGGGACGCUUUAACGAGGUAUAGUAUGUCUUGCCUAAACAGGGAUUUUUAUGGUUUGAUUGAAUUUAAUUAAACAGUAAGUGGCAAUGGCUGCUCUUUAGUCUGAACAGUAUUAGCAAAUCUGCUUAAUGUAGAAGCCCUUGGCUAUUGCCAUCAAAUUGAGUGGUGAUUAAUAUGUGAAAUGCUAAAGUCGAUCUGUUGAAAUUGGAGGCUGUCAGAUGAAGAUUAAAAGAUAAAAUGCAAUGACAAUUGUUUUUAUGCAGCUCUUCAGGGCUAUUUAUUACUGCAAAAGGCGUUUUUCUUGAAUUGAAAUCUGUGGACAUUGCAUUCCACUUAGUGCGAGCUAGUAGUUGCAGACUCCACAGGAGCCCUUUAUAAAAGCUGAUUCUGGACAGAGAAAAGUUUUAGAAACUAGAACCAAACCCUUUCUCUGUAGCCUGCUCUUAGUCAUAAGGCUGUAACACUGGAACUGCAGAGCCACAGUAAUGGCAGUGCUGCCGCAUUUCUGCAAUCUCUGUUGAGCAUCGUUAACACACCAGUUUAAAUUUCCUGACUGUCUUGGUGCCAUCUAAAGCAGAAAGAUUAAACUUUGUCUUUGGGUGUCUAGUGGAGCCUGAACUUAGAAAUACUAUUUUUGCCUUUGUACAAAGAACAAAUAAAUAAGGGAGACUAUGUUUGCAGCAGAACGUUGAUCCUUUUUGGAGGACGCAGCUUUGCUGACCAUGACCGUGCUUUUUAAAAAAAAUAUGACUUGCAAGGUAAGAAAGCUGGGCAGGGCCCAAUGUUUUGUCUUGAAUGUAUAUGCUAAUGUAUUUCCCUUUUGGGGUAGCAAGAUGUCAGCUUCAUAUAUAUUAUUCUACAAAAAAAACAGUAAACUGACUAGAUUUGAUUUUUAUUUACCCUCCCUCUCCAAAGAAUGUUGUAGAAGAUUUUGACGGUGGAGCUAUUCCCGACAGCUGAUAAAAAGCAAACUCUGACAGCUGAAAACUUUGGGUUUUUUUAUAUGCAUUGUUUAACUGAGCCUGGAAUAGCUCUCUUCAUGUGGACAUACAUGCAUAUGCACCCCUGCUUGGGAGGCUGUGUGUUCAUUACGUAUCCUAGCUUCCAGACUUGUACAAAUCGCGCUUCAGUGUAUACUGAAAGUAAAUACUGCACUAUGCAGUUGCCACUUUUAAAUGUUUUGCACAUGCUGUUGUGGGGUUUUUGGGGAAAGGGUGGGGUGGGGUGUAGUAUUCAAAUCCAUUAUACCACAGUGUGGACUAAUUAUUUGCCAAAGGUUAUUUUUAAAUGCAUCUUUGACAUUGUUAUAUGCCACAUCUUUCAAAAAGUGUCUUAAAUUUAUCUCUGAAUAGUUUUAUGUUCAUGGAACAAAAAUUUGGACUCUCCCCUCCCCCCCCCCAAAAAAAACAUGUGCUUCUCCAUUGAGACCAUGCGUUGCAGAAGGUUUUCAUCUCAAAGUCUUUUCUUUUUUGUUUUGUUUUGUAACACGGUAAUUAUGAACCUUUGGGAAACAGGGGUCUUGUAAUGGAGACACAGAAUGAACCGGGAGCAGCGCAGAUAAGGAGAGUAGAGGGGAGAAAAGGUGGGAGCGCAUCGUGUUUGGAGCCCGUUUUGGUCCUUGAGCAGUACCUGCAGUAGUGCUGUACUAAUAACUGGAAACGCUUAUUUUUUGUUCGUUUGUUUGUUUGUUCUUCUUUGAACACAGGAAGGCUUUGUGGAUGGCCUCUGCAUGGUUCCUAGUGUGCUGUGUGCUAGGGGGGUUACAAUACCUGGGUUUGCUCUAGGCUCCUUGAGAUGUGUUGUGUUUUUUUUGGCUAGCAUGUCUUAAAUCUUCAGGCUUUGAAACUGCUUUAUAGAAUUGUGUUGACUUUUUGUUCUGCUGUUGUUCAGUUGCACAGAGUUUUAUAUAUAUGAUGUACUAGUUUUAAUGUUAAUUCUCUGUGAACAGGGUUGAGAUUAUUCAUUGUAGUUUAAAAAAAAAAAAGUUGUAUUCUGAAACUCCCUUUUAAAAUCUUGUUUGUAUUCUGUUGCAGUGUUACCAGAUGGCCUUAUGUACGUCACAGUGUUUUGUGAUAAGUACAGUAGCACAUUUAAUGCUUAUCUCCCUCCCCCCCUCUGUUUUUAUAGCUGAGAAGUAUAUUCUUAAUAACAGAGAUGAAUAAAUGGACAAACUCUAGUGACAUGUACAGUAAGGAUAUGAGUAUUGGUUGUUCUCCUCUAAUGUAUAUUAGGACAGCUGGAAUUAAUCUGAGACUGAAACAGCUCUGAACGGGGAUAGUUAACCAGCAAGAGACUUUGUCUUGGGAAAUCUGAGAAUCUUUUUUCCUGGUGGCAGGUUUGCAUCGCGUCCCAGAGGCUUGUAAAUCAGAGUAGAUCUGUUGACUUCACAGGAAGGGAUCUGAUUUAACCAGCUGAGAAUCUGUUCCUUGCAGCUUUCUGUCUAACGGCUGAGACUAGACUUAGGGGAGGGAAGUUUAACUUAAAUUUUAGAGAACUUACUUAAGGAACCUAAUCAGCUAUGAUAAUAUGUGGCAGUUGUUGUUCUGUUUAUUUUUAAAGUGCAUGUCUGUUUUGGAAAGUGACUUUCUGAUGCUUUUAGUGUUACUCCUCAAUUGAAUUUUUAAGUUAAGCUGGGUUCUUUGAAAAUCAGCAAAUGAUGUCUGCAGACCUUUUUUUUUCUUUCUUUCUUUUUUUAAUACUACAGCAGCUCUGACAUCUUUAUUUAGGGUAAACUGAGGAGACAAUCAUGUCAGUUAACUUACUCUUUAACUCUGAAAGAGAGUCCAUUUUACUUUCCUGUAAGUAGAACUAUCAGUAAAAUUACAUUGAAGUCAGCAGAUAACAUUUUCUAUUACUCUUUCCAGAACAGAACUGCAUUUAAUAUAUACUACCAAGUCAAGAGAUGAAGUAAAUUUCUGUUAUGGUGUAGUGAAUGUCUGCUAACUUCCUACACUGGAGAUUUAUUCUAGACAUGGUCUUUUAGAGACAACUGUAAUCUCACACCGCUUCGGUGCUCUGGUUAUGGUUGGGUAAACCUGCCUGGGAUAGAGUAGCUUCUCAGUCUAACAUCUUUUUUGAAAAGCAUACCUUAUAAUACAGAGUAUCUUAAUGCCAUUGUGUUAAAAAAAUGCUGGUAUGUAAUGCAAGUACAUAAAUAGCCAAAGUUUUCAGUAAUUGUUUGGUGUUACUAAAUUUGCUUUUAUUUAACCUUCCAAGAUAACAUAUUAGGAAGACCUUCAGCAUGUUGAUAGCAUAUUGAAAAAAAAGUAAGAUCAGCUUUACUAUAGCAAAUAUGCAGUUAUUUGAAUGCAUUUCAGGUGUGGCAACAAUUUGGAGGGCAAAGUUCUAAGAUACAAAGCUUACUUUGGAGGAGGUGCACUGUAAUGACACUUCAGAGUAUCAAAUGCUGCUUUUAAAGAGUGGCAUAUUGGCAGUUGUUAUUUAAACAUAAUGAAGGUCUUUCCUGAGAAAUCAGGUGACUUUUCUAUUGCUUCAAUUUUUUGUGCAAAAAAAAAAAAAUCAAUGUAUUGCAAUCUUUUUUAAAAAUGGGGUGGGAAUAGUUAAAGAAAACUAUUUUAUGUAAGAACUGACAGAGGGAUUUGCUUUGUAUAAUGCAAGCUGGCUUUAAAAAAGCAUUGUAGCAAAUUAUUCAAGUCAAUCAUAUGUUAAUAGUUAUGUGCAACCAGACAUGCAAAACAAUUGUAUUUUUUUAAAUAAAUAUUUUUAACAAAGUUA